Molecule: messenger RNA, 4337 nt
Organism: Fukomys damarensis (Damara mole-rat)
Lineage: Eukaryota; Metazoa; Chordata; Mammalia; Rodentia; Bathyergidae
Gene: Lrrc4c
Product: leucine rich repeat containing 4C
Exons: 7
Coding region: 1689-3611 (640 amino acids)
Biological process (GO): synaptic membrane adhesion; modulation of chemical synaptic transmission; regulation of axonogenesis
Cellular component (GO): plasma membrane; postsynaptic density membrane; glutamatergic synapse
Molecular function (GO): cell-cell adhesion mediator activity
Source: RefSeq, a predicted model, not a curated record
UGUCACACAGGUCUUUGCCGGACAGGACACCGUCGUCUGGGCUCCCCACACCCCGGCCUUCGCCGAGAUGGGCUCGGCGCCCCCCCGCAGCCACGCAGCCACCCGCAGAGCCCCGGGAAGCGCGCACCGACUGUACUGUGUGCCGCCUGCCUUGAGGAGACUGUAGCUAACCACCUUAUUAGUAUUCUUGCCUCCGCGGUGUCUCGCUCGCCGGAUCAGAGGGCUGAGCAAAAUGCAGUAGAACAGGGACAGACAGGCUCUGGCAGGCGUCUCGGUGCAGGCUGCCGGAGGUUGGGGGUGGGGGCUGCAGCAGUCAGGAUUAAUCACCUUGCCUUAAUCCCGGGCGCCCAGCGAGCAGACGCCUCCGCGGACUGACCGGCUCUGGACUUGCUGCAUCUGCCCGGGGGAGAGGGAUCCAGAAUACACCUAGUCCCGGGGUCCGCCCCCCACCCGGCCCCCCGGUUUUGGAUGCUCCUGUGGUCCUCCACAGACCAGGAAGGGAACAGCGAGCCAGACCGUCCGCAGCACGCGGCAGCUGCCUCUGGGAGGUGGAGGUUCCUAGUGACGGUUCUCAUGACACGGCUCCUGCCAGUGCGCGUGUGAUCGUGAGUGCGGGUGCCUGCGUCUGCGUGAAAGGGGACGCGUGAGUGUCCGUGGUGUGUGUGUGCGCGCGUGUGUGUGUGUGUGCGUGUGUGUGUGUGACAGAGCAGGUACAUCGUACAGUAGGAGAUUUCAACAGUGCGAAAAUAAUCUCGGGCUCCUGGACUCGCAUCUGGAGUCCCCAGCUCUCCCUGCCCCCUCCCUUCGCCAGCCUCCCUUUCUCCUUUUGCCUUUGAUGAGUUUUUGGCUUACUUUUUAAAAAUUUUUUUUGGCGGAGUCUCUUGGACACGUUUUGGCUGGUGCUGGAGAAUCAGAUAAAUGGAACCUUUGAAAACUGAUUAUUUUUCUCCUGUGUGACUUUAAAAGAAAAAAAAAGAAGAGGAAAAGAAAAUAGAGUCGUCUACGAGAAGCUAGAGGGUUUUAAAUUUUCCUUGGUGAACUUUGAGGACCCAUCAAAAAGAACCCGAAUGAAGUGUUUACUGUCAUUAUACAUAUUUGAUGAAGAGGCUACUGAGGCUCACAGAGAAUUAAUAAUGUGUCCACGGUCAUCUAAUGUCAAGUAAUCAACAGUGAAUACUCUGGGUGCACACACGACAGCCUGGACCGAUGUUUUUCGUGGUUGUUGUCUAAAACAACUAAAGAGAAAACCGACAGAAAGAGAGGAGUAGCAGAAAUGGUUCUCUGUGUUGCAAGACUGCAAAAUAACCCAGUGAGCGUGUGGCCCAAGCAACGGGAACAGCACCAGAUCCGCUGAAUUCAUGAUUUCUUGUACAAGCAAGGAUAACCUGUGUAGAUUACCAAAAUGGAAACAUCCUGAAGCUGCUUUGAAAUCCCAGUAAAUUAAGUGGACUCAGAUUUGACAGACAGGGAAACCGGUCCAAGGACAAUUUGUGACGAGUAUAAAUAAAUAUUUUCUGCAAAAUUCCUGAGCAUUCGUUUAAAUUCUUUGACUUUUCUCAGGAAGAUAAGGACCUGUUGGAUACAUUCUGACAAGAUUGUCAAACACAUUGCCUAUUUACAGCAUCGAGGCCCCAGUGGAGAGCUAGACAGUUUGAACUCCAGAAGGACCAACACCAGAUAAAUUAUGAAUGUUGAACAAGAUGACCUUACAUCCACAGCAGAUAAUGAUAGGUCCUAGGUUUAACAGGGCCCUAUUUGACCCCCUGCUUGUGGUGCUCCUGGCUCUUCAACUUCUUGUGGUGGCUGGUCUGGUGCGGGCUCAAACCUGCCCUUCGGUGUGCUCCUGCAGCAACCAGUUCAGCAAGGUGAUUUGUGUCCGGAAGAACCUGCGUGAGGUUCCAGAUGGCAUCUCCACCAACACACGCCUGCUGAACCUUCAUGAAAACCAAAUCCAGAUCAUCAAAGUGAAUAGUUUCAAGCACUUGAGGCACUUGGAAAUCCUUCAACUGAGUCGGAACCAUAUCAGAACUAUUGAAAUUGGGGCCUUCAAUGGUCUGGCCAACCUCAACACUCUGGAACUCUUUGACAAUCGUCUCACUACCAUCCCGAAUGGAGCUUUUGUAUAUUUGUCUAAACUGAAGGAGCUCUGGUUGCGAAACAAUCCCAUUGAAAGUAUCCCUUCUUAUGCUUUUAACCGAAUCCCUUCUUUGCGUCGACUGGACCUAGGGGAAUUGAAAAGGCUUUCGUACAUCUCAGAAGGUGCCUUUGAAGGUCUCUCCAACUUGAGGUAUUUGAACCUUGCCAUGUGCAACCUCCGAGAAAUCCCUAACCUCACACCACUUAUCAAACUAGAUGAGCUAGAUCUUUCUGGGAAUCACUUGUCUGCGAUCAGGCCUGGCUCUUUUCAAGGGUUGAUGCACCUUCAAAAACUCUGGAUGAUACAGUCCCAGAUUCAAGUGAUUGAACGGAAUGCCUUUGAUAACCUUCAGUCCCUAGUGGAGAUCAACCUGGCUCACAACAAUCUAACAUUAUUGCCUCAUGACCUCUUUACGCCCUUGCAUCAUCUAGAGAGGAUACACUUACAUCACAACCCUUGGAACUGUAACUGUGACAUACUGUGGCUCAGCUGGUGGAUAAAAGACAUGGCUCCCUCCAACACAGCCUGUUGUGCCCGGUGUAACACUCCUCCCAGUCUGAAAGGGAGGUACAUUGGGGAGCUGGACCAGAAUUACUUCACGUGCUAUGCCCCAGUCAUUGUGGAGCCCCCUGCAGACCUCAAUGUCACUGAAGGCAUGGCGGCUGAGCUGAAAUGUCGUGCAUCCACGUCCCUGACAUCCGUGUCUUGGAUUACUCCCAAUGGGACAGUCAUGACACAUGGGGCUUACAAGGUACGGAUAGCUGUGCUCAGUGACGGUACAUUAAAUUUCACAAAUGUAACCGUGCAAGAUACAGGCAUGUACACAUGUAUGGUGAGUAAUUCUGUUGGAAAUACUACUGCUUCGGCCACCCUGAAUGUUACUGCAGCAACCACCACUCCUUUCUCUUACUUUUCAACUGUCACAGUAGAGACUAUGGAACCUUCUCAGGAUGAAGCACGGACCACAGAUAACAAUGUGGGCCCCACUCCGGUGAUUGACUGGGAGACCACCAAUGUGACCACCUCUCUCACGCCACAGAGCACAAGGUCAACUGAAAAGACAUUCACCAUCCCAGUGACUGAUAUGAACAGUGGCAUCCCAGGAAUUGAUGAGGUCAUGAAGACUACCAAAAUCAUCAUUGGGUGUUUUGUGGCCAUCACACUCAUGGCGGCAGUGAUGCUGGUCAUAUUCUAUAAGAUGAGGAAGCAGCACCAUCGGCAAAACCAUCAUGCUCCAACAAGGACUGUUGAAAUCAUCAAUGUGGAUGAUGAGAUCACAGGGGACACGCCCAUGGAAAGCCACCUGCCCAUGCCUGCUAUAGAGCAUGAGCACCUAAAUCACUAUAACUCUUACAAAUCUCCCUUCAACCACACCACAACAGUUAACACAAUAAAUUCAAUACACAGUUCAGUGCAUGAACCGUUAUUGAUCCGUAUGAACUCAAAAGACAAUGUACAAGAGACUCAAAUCUAAAACAUUGACAGUUACAGAAAACAAACAAUCAAAAAGAAAAGACAGUUUAUUAAAAAUGACACAAAUGACUGGGCUAAAUCUACUGUUUCAAAAAAGUGUCUUUACAAAAAAAACAAAAAAGAAAAGAAAUUUAUUUAUUAAAAAUUCUAUUGUGAUCUAAAGCAGACAAAAUUAUGUGUAUUCCUCAGAACCUGUUUUUGCUGCACUUAUUUACUAUUUUCCCACAUCUCCUCCCUGCCUUCCCUGAUUGCCAUAUUUUUCAUAGAUCUCAAUUCCCUAAAGAACUGGUCUAGGAAAUUUUGUAAGAAUUCUGUUACACUUUGAGAUUUUUAUGGAGAAUUCUAGUGAGAUCCAGGCUAUUCUCUGUCUCUCCCUCUCCCUCUCCCUCUCUGUCUCCUUUGUUUUUUUUUUCCUUUGUCACUCAUACCUUUAUGAAGUAGUCCAAUGGGGAAUGCAAUAUUAGAAAUAGAUUUUUAAGAAAGAAUAAGGAAAAAUGCAAGAUCUUAUAUUUUUCAUGUAAUGACCUGUUCUGUAUAUUUGAGGAAGACCACUCCAUGGAAAGAAAAAAAAGCAAACAACAGAUUAAUUUACAUAUGAACAUCUAUAAAACCCAUGACUUUUAAACAACUCUAGAUCCAGAAUUUGUAGUUCAAAAGCUUAAAAUAUGAUUAUAAAUAAAAUAUUGUUGGUUUUUCUGUACCUGGACACAACUCAUUUAUAGUAUGU